Gossypium arboreum is the source of this 825-nucleotide messenger RNA. RefSeq lists its product as uncharacterized. Gene Ontology annotation, molecular function: nucleic acid binding; zinc ion binding. NCBI's taxonomy places the organism in Eukaryota, Viridiplantae, Streptophyta, Magnoliopsida, Malvales, Malvaceae. The transcript is spliced from 2 exons. Bases 1 to 825 code for a protein of 274 amino acids. The record is from RefSeq and is a predicted model, not a curated record.
AUGUCAAAUCUUACAAAACUCGAAUUUGUGGCUCUGGAUAUCACUGGAAAUAACUAUUUAUCAUGGGUACUAGAUGCUGAAAUUCACUUAGAUGCAAAGGGUCUUGGUGAGACUAUUAAGGAGGGAAAUGAAGAAAGUACACAAGAUAAGGCCAAGGCCAUGAUUUUCCUUCGCCAUCACCUCCAUGAAAGUCUAAAGACUGAAUAUUUGACUGUUAAGGACCCUCAAAUUCUUUGGGCCAAUGUAAAGGAAAGAUAUGACCACCAGAAAACUGUGAUUUUGCCUAAAGCUCGUUAUGAGUCGCUGAAUUUAAGAUUGCAAAACUUUAAGUCUCAAAACAACGAGCUGCUAAUGAAAAACCAUGAAUUACGCCCAACUGGCUCUGCUCCAUUCCCUAAAGCGAAUGCGAGUUUAGACAAUGGGCAAGAAUUAAAAGAAACACACCAUGCAAAUAAUAGUGUGCGUGGCCGUGGUCGUGGCCGUGGGCGUGGCCGCAGACAUAGAUAUGGAUAUGGUCGAGGUGGUCGUUUUAAAAAUUCACAUUCCUACCAGAAGUGGGAUCGAAAAAAUGGUAACAGGGAAGAGAAAGAAAAAGGUAAAAAUGUGACUAAUGUAUGCUAUUGUUGUGGAGGAAAAGGACAUUGGUCUCGUGUGUGUCGCACACAAAAGCAUCUAGUUGAUCUUUAUCAGCAGUCCAUAAAACAGAAGGGAAAGAAAGUAGAAACUAAUCUUGUGUAUAAAGAUGGCAAAGGUGAUUUUGAUGAUGGCAAUGCAACCCACUUAGAAGUGGCUGAUUUUCUUUCUACCCCUGAAGGAAAUUAUUAA